This is a messenger RNA of Bacidia gigantensis, 474 nucleotides long. RefSeq lists its product as uncharacterized. The coding region runs from base 1 to 474 and encodes 157 amino acids. NCBI's taxonomy places the organism in Eukaryota, Fungi, Ascomycota, Lecanoromycetes, Lecanorales, Ramalinaceae. Gene Ontology annotation, cellular component: mitochondrion. The transcript is spliced from 2 exons. The record is from RefSeq and is a predicted model, not a curated record.
AUGCUUCCUCAGAGACUCAUCACGAGACGGCCACUGAUUCGAACCCUACGCUCACCUGCACGUCUCCCAGUCGCAUGCCGGUCACAACGACGAUGGCUGAGCCAAGAAGACGUCGAUGAUCCUGGGAUGAAUGGCGGCUACCAGAACCCACCUCCCAUAAUCAGACAGCACCGUGACCCCUAUGCAGAUUGGUGGGACAAGCAGGAAAGACGCAAUUUCGGUGAGCCAGUGCACGAAGACAACGAUAUACUAGGCAUGUUCAGCCCGGAAGACUACAAUUUCUACACUGCGCCGCAGACGUUCGGGCUCCUUGGAUGUUUCGUGGCAACUUUUGUAGGAGCCUGUAUGGUGGUGAAGAGGUUUUACCCAGAUAAGGUCGCAGUAGAUCGGGGAUACGAAGGCGGGUUGGAUAGGGAAUUGGGAGGACCUGGAGCUGUUUGGGCGAGAACAGAGGAUGGGGUUGAUGAGACAUGA